Caenorhabditis auriculariae is the source of this 8731-nucleotide messenger RNA. Lineage: Eukaryota; Metazoa; Nematoda; Chromadorea; Rhabditida; Rhabditidae. The record is from the annotation of a GenBank genome assembly.
AUGACCGAUUCACCGGAAGAUCUGUCGGUGGAUUAUGAUGUCAUCGUUGUCGGAGCCGGAAUCUCCGGUUUAACAGCCGCCCGGGAGUUGAAAAAGAUGGAUCCUUCGAUCAGGGUUAUUAUUUGUCGUUUCAUUGAUAGAAUGGAUUGCAUUAUGAGGAAAAACAACUAUAUUAAAACGAGGAUUUUUUUAAUUGCGGUCAUUUAAUUUUUUCAAGUAGUUUUGCUCUAUUUUUUGUUCUCGACUUUUUUCAAAUAAUUUUAUUUGAAUAAAAUUCUGUUUUGUCUUGUGAAUCCCAAACAUUCGAAAGAAGAAUAGAGAGAGAGUUUUAAUUAAUUCCCAAGUUUCAUGAUUAAAUCUCAGUCUUGUAAAUCCCGAAGUUUUAAAAGAAGAAUAGAAGAUAGUUCUAACAAAUUCCCAAGUUUCAUGAUUAAAUCUGGAUUUGGAAGGUUUUGCACUUUUUUUUCGUUAAGAUCCUGAUCCUCGAAGCGAAAGAUCGCGUGGGAGGCCGUACGCAUUCGGUUGAGCUAAAGGGCGCUCACUAUUCGAAAGUCACGCUUGAUUUGGGAGGUUUUAUUCGAGUGUAGUAAUUGUAAUUUUGAUCAAAAAUUGUUUUUUUCCAGGCCAAUGGGUCGGCAGAACGCAGCGGAACAUUUUGCGAUUGCUCGAUGAACUUGGCUUGAAAACGUAUGAUCAGUAUAGUGAAGGGGCCAAAGUCGCUCAAAUUUCGACUUCCGCGCCGAGAAAGUACAACACGGCGCUGCCGAUCCACAGUAUACGGUAAGAUGGUCUCGGAGUGAAUCCCAUGGUCGUUUUAAACGUUUUUGACGAUUUUUUUACAAAAUAUCAAUUUUUUUCUGUGCAAAGAAAAAAAUUUUUUUUGCUUUUUUUUACAACGAAAUUAUCUUAUUCCGUCCUUUUUAGCAUAUUUCCUUUGGAAAAAAAUCAAAUUUUGUUGUUAAAGAAGAAAAAAAUUGGCAAAAAAAGGUGAAAUUUAAAAAUUAAGUUCCCUUUUUCAGGACCAUUUUCUGCUCAAAAAAACGCUUUCAGAAGGUUCUGAAGGCACAGAAAUUUCUCUUUUCAACGAAAAAGAAGCAAUAACUUGAAAAAAAUUGAUAUAAUUUCACAGAUAAUGUUCUCUAAAAUGAUAUUUUUCCAGACAAUUCUCACUGUUUGAAAUCGUCGACACGGUCGCCACACUAACCAAGUUGGAUUGGCUGACGAAAAGAGUUGGUUAUUUCCUCUCUGAUGAUGGCAAAAAGCACCCGUUGGGCUAAUACGUCAUAUUUUUGCUCUACGGGCGCUACUGCCGAUCACCCGAUGGUUUUUAACAUUUCGGAGGUUCCUUGCGCCUAAACGGGGUCUCGGCGCGUAUAUUGGGCGUUUUCGAAAAUCCGCUGAACUACGGGGUCUAUAGUCUGUUCAGUUUUGAAAUGUCAAGUCCUCGCUGAAGCUCCGCCCCUUAAUGGCGCGAUAAACCAAUCAGAGAGCGAGCCAUCCACAGAGCGUUUUCGAAUGACGUCAUUCUACUUGACAUUCAAAAUCUAACAGACUAUAUUCGCGGCUAAAAAUUGUGUUCCGGGUGAUCGGCGGUAGCAUCCGCGGGUGCUACUCACCAGCAUGCUAUCUUAUUAGAAACGGAAAACAUUGAUAAAAGUCGAUAUUCUCGUUCAGAUCACUGCGCCCAACUGGUUUUCAUCGAAGAAAGCCGUGAUAUUAGAUGAAAUGACCGUUUCAAAGUGGGGCAAGGAGAAUUGUUGGACCAGGGCUUCUUUGGACGCCUUGGACAUUUCCGUCAGAUCAGUCUAUGGCGUCGAACCGAAUCGGUUUGAUUUCACUGGGAAAAUCAAUGAAUCUACCGUCUAACUAUCAGUUAGAGAAAGUUGAAAACCUUGAUCUUUUUAAGAUCCAAAAACCGCCUUUUUUCCAUUUUUUCGAUUUUAUUUGAAGUAAAAUAUGGAGAAAAUGACUCUAUCAGAAUGUCCAUAAGUCCAUAGAAGGAGCUGAUAAGAUUAGAAAAGUGAAAAUUAUCCAGAAAUCCACGAGAAGAACUUCUUUCAUCUCUAAAUGUAGAGAGCUCCAAAAAAUUGAGGGCGGAAAUUUGGUCACAUUGUCCAAAAAGAGUUAUAGAGGAUGAAGUAAUAAGGUUAAUUGAGUAUUUGAGCUGAGAAAACGGAGAUUCGAGCUCCUAGGCUGAAAAAGAGGAAUUUUCAUAGGCUGAAUUCAUUGAGGGAUUUUUCGAAAAUAAUUUGAUUUUUUUUUAUUUUUUUCUUUUUUUCUUUGAAAAAUCAUAGUUUACCGCUUUUUUUCAUUACUAAGAAGGGAUGAAUUUCUGCCAAAAAAAUUGGUUCAAAAAAAUUGGGAAAAAAAGAAGUUAUAAAACUCGAGAAAAAAAUCUUUGAAUGUUGUCAGUUCUCUUUGAAAUGAACCAAAAAGUGUUUCAUAUUUUGGUUGAAAAUUAUCAUUUUCCUCGUCCUUCUUCAGUAUGAGCAUGCUCUACAACGUUGUUGUUCAAAUCAGAAAAAAUUUUCGAGUUUUGAAUCGAAGAAAAAAAAAUAGUUCAGAUUUUAGUAAAAUUAUCAAUUUCCUUGUCCUUUUUCAGUAUGAGCAUGCUCUACAACGUUGUCGUUUGCAAAUCGGCCGGCGGUUUCAUGAAUCUCGUCGAGUGUAUUGGCGAAGGAGCGCAAGCGAUGCGUGUGGCGGUGAGCUGAUUAAGAAGCCCUUAAGUGGCCACUUCGUCCUAUAUUUGAAUGAUAAAGUGGGAAGUGAAAAUGUUUGAGUAGUUAUUACAUAUUCAAAGUUCUUAGGAUAGCCAGGUUUUUGGUCUCUAGGGAUGUUAGGGGAAAAAAAACAGCCCCUAUAGGGGUCUCUAGGGCCUUACAGGAGCCGCUUUUGCAAGCUUUAGUGUCCCCUAUAGGGGCAGGUAUAAAGGUCCCUAAAAGGAAACCUUCAAGGGUCCCUAAGGUUGCCCCUGUAGGGACCACUUGUGUUUUUUAAGUAAGUAGGAAAAAAAAGAACGAAUUUUUUUUGCUGAGCUAAAAAAAGUUUCAAGAGGUCACUAGAGGGACCAUCUUGCGUUUUUUUUUUCUCGAAAAUUUUCAGCUUUUCUUCAAUAAGAAUGAGAUAGAGCAAAAAAACCCUCUGAAAAUCACUCUAAUGAUCACUUUCAGACCCUUAAGUGAUCACUUCAAUUUCUAUUAAAAAAAACCUUUUUUUUCAAUUUUAUUUUUCUAAUAGAAACCAUGACUAACAAGACGAGAAAUUCAUUGCAAUCCAGCUUAUUUUUGAAUUUUCCACUCGAAUGAACAUCUUUCCCGACCUUUCUCUGCGGAUUUAUUUGCCCAGACGGCCUAGUCAUCCCUGUUUAUGAAUUUCUGUAGGAAAUAUCACCGAGCAAAAAUCUUGGGUAUUGACCAGGAAAUGGAAUUCUUUAUUUUUAAACUGGAUUUGGAACGAAAAUGAAGAGAGAAAGGUGAUUUUUGAGAAGUUGAUGCGAAGAAAAUAAUAGAAAAAAAGGGAAAAAUGUUAAAUUUUAGCUGUAAGUUCGAGUAAAUAAGUUUAUUCUGAAAUUCUAUUUUUCGAAAAAAAUAAUAAUAAAGUUCCAAAAAAACAUCCUUCCAAAUCUUCUAAUAAUUAUAUAAGAAGUUUAGAAGUCGGCCGAAUAUGUUGACUCAUUUUUUUGCUCCACUGAUAAAUCCGAACCUUCAAAGUUCCCCAAGUACAUUCGAAAAAAAUGGCUUUUUCCUACUGAAAACGGUCCAAAAAAAGAUCAGAUUUUUGAGUAUAAUCUAUAAUCUAGUGUCAUCCAAGCUUUAUGAGAAAUUUACGAAAUUUUGAAAAAAAAAAUAGAAGUUUUUCAAAUUUGUGGCUUUAUUGAUUGACUCACACUCUGUGACUGACUCAGAUUUUUUUUUUGGAUGGUUAAUUUUUUUCCUAGUCGAUGUUUCAGGGCGGAACCCAGCAAAUUUCCAUCAAAAUGCUGGAAAACCUGGAAAAAGACACUGUCAAAUUGGGCCAAGCUGUUUCGGCAAUCGAUGUCGAUGAAAGUUCACUGAUUACUACGAUUUAUACUUAUGAUGUUGAUACGAAAGAUGAGGUUGGUCAAAUUAUCUAUCCUGAAGUUUUAAGUAUGCAAAAAACAGAAGAAAAAUGGUCGUUUUUUCAAAAGAUCCGAAAAUAUUGGACUUUUUAUGUUUUGAAGCGAUUUUUGUAGGUUUUCUUGUGUUAAAUUUGUUAGACAAUUUUUUUUUUGAUAAAAAAAAGCCUUGAUUUUUGAUGUAUUAGACCAUGAAAUGAUCGUAUUUUAAAGAUUUCCCCGUUUUAUAGUCUCACCCAAUAUUGUGGACUAUAUCGCAGCGAGAGUAAUGCUAUACCGCGGGGGAGUCGCGAGCGAUAUUGCUCGCCUCUCGCUGCGACCUCGCAAACGUCUUGCGCUAUAUCGCUCUCUGAAAAAAAUUUUUCUUCAAAAAAAUGUUUUUUUCCUUUAAUUUGAUCCAUUUCAUCAUAAAAAGUCAAAAAAAUAAAGCAAAAAAAUUUUUUUUUAUAUUGAAAAAAAUUUAAGAGGAAUCGAUAUGGCAGCGAGACUUCGACGAGGUCGCAGCGAAAUGUUGACGAUAUCGCAGCGAGAAGCCUUGGCUAAAUCGCGUGCGGCCCGCUGCGAUAUCGGCAAUUAUGUUGGGUGCUAGAGGAUACAGAAAAAUAGAAGGAAAAAUGAUCGUGUUUCCGAGAAAUCCGGAGAAUUGGAUUUGUUUUUUUUUUUGAAGCGUUUUUUGUAGUUUUUCUUGUGUUAAAUUUGUUAGACAAUGAAAUUUUUUUCAUUGAGAAGCGAUGAUUUUUUUUAGACCUUGAAAUGAUCUUUUUUUAAAGAUUCCCCGAUUUCCAGGCCUCAUAUACCUGCCGCCACGUAAUUUGUGCGAUUCCGCCACAUUUGUGCGGCCAAAUUCGGUUCAGUCCAACUUUGCCCGAAUUGAAGGUUGGUUUUUUUCCAACUUUCAAUGAAAAUUACGGAAAAAAAGCCAUGGAACGUAAUUUUGAGACUUGUUUUGGUGACUGAAAAUGAAUUUUUAAAAAAAGUGAUAGAAAAAAAUAUUAACGAUAAGAAAAAUUGAUAAAAAUUUCAAAUUUUCAUUUUUUUCGCGCCUUUUCUAGUCUCUUUUUGAACUCAGAUGCCAUUAGCUAUGAAUUUUUUUCAUGAGUUUUAUAAAUUUUCAUUUUCUGCUUUUUUUCGUAUUAUUACAAUUUUAUCGAGUUUUAGAGGAUAGAUUCCGAAAAAAACCGCAAAAAAAUUAAAAACAUCAUAAUUUCAAAUUCAGAGAAGGCUGUUCAGUAGCUGCCCCCAAGGCAACCUGGUCAAGUUCCUGAUCACUUAUGAAACGGCUUUUUGGCGCGAAAAUGGACUGUCUGGAGAGAUUAUCAGCACUGGGAGGACGGUGACGCCGGGGGAGGUAGUAAAAGGAGAAAAAUAUCCAUUUUAUUCGAGAAAAAAUCUCGAAAUCUUCUGAAUCAAAAAAAGCUCAAAAGUUCUUUGUUUUUUCAAUCACUUUUAACUGAGAAACGCCCUAAAACCUUUUUUUCAAGGUUCUUGCCAAACCCCCACCUUUUUUUCUAGGCCCCGCCGAGACUAUCCCAUGUAUUCUCAAAUUUUAUUGAAGAAAACUUCAUUUUUUAAGGAUUUGUUUUCUUCUUAGUUUCCAUUUUUGUCUAACGAAAGCUUUAAAAAAUUUAUGAAUAGAAAUAUACGAAAAUUAUUAAGGUCCUACCAAUAAUCGCGACUUACGAUGCGACAACAGACAUGGGAAUCCCGGCUCUGGUCGGUUUCAUCAACGAGGAGUUUUGUGGUUGAUUACGCUAGCUUUCGAGAAAUCUGAAAUUUUCUCCAAAUUCAGAUUUGCCACUCUCUGAACGAUGCAACGCAGUUGUCACCGAUCUCAGCAGAUUCUUGGGAGAUGACGCCUUCAAACAGUUCAUUGACUAUAAGGACAAGGUACUUGGAAAAGCGAGAGAUCAGCGAAGGCAUGAAGAGACGCCAGAGAAGCAGAUAAUCUAUUUUUCUUUGUCGUUUCUGCAGGAUAUUGCUGAUUCACGGCUAGCUUGGGACUCUAACGUGGGGCCUGCCUGCGCUCUCGACGAUCCAGGCACUAUCUCGUGCAUUAUCGUGUCAGGACCCUUUUUUUGAGGGCUCAAGCCAACCGUGAAUCAGCUAUAUGCUUUAUAGCCUUCUGUUAGAAGAUCGAGGUAUAAGAGAUACUUGAAGAGACGCCAGAGAAGCAGAAAAUCUUUAUUUCUCUGCCGUUUCUACAAGCAGAUGCUCUUCGCUCAUUUUUCCAACUAAUUUGAGUGUCCUUCUGCUAGAAAAUCGAUAUAAUAGUGUUACUUGAAGAGACAUCAGAGAAACAUACAUAUUUUUUUCUCUGGCAUCUCUUCGGGCUAAGUCGCGCUUUUGCCUAAUUUUCCUUGUACCUCACCCUUGAACUGAGAGUCGGAAAAUUCAUUCAUUGAAAAAGUGAGGUCUGAAUAGGCGCCAGAAGGGUGAAGGCAUUUUUUUUCUCUGUUAUCUCUUCGUAUCACCAUUGAUCUCUCACUCUCUCUUUUCUAGCAGUGUAUAUGACUUGAAAUUUUUCUUGGCUCUGCGUCUCUCCGUCUCCUAACCGACAAGGUCAGAGAAACAAGAAAAAAGUACAUCAAAAUGAGAGGGUUGCUGAGAGACGAGGAGAGCGCAGAGAAGUCCCGUCCUUUCAAGCUGCCAAGGACGGACUAUAGCAUCAAAUUUGGGGUCGGAAGAUCGAAAAUGACUGGAUUAGUUCAAGAUUUUGAAAAACUGUUCAGAUCUGGGCACAUGAGCCGUUCAACGGUGGUUGCCCCAACGCUUUUGUGCCGCCCGGCCAGAUGGACGCCUAUCAAGUCAUUCGAGACCCUUUCCAUAAGUGAUAUUGGAAGAAAGACUCCAGAAACAUUGCGAAUUUAGUGUCCACUUUGCUGGAACCGAAUCGGCGACCGAAUGGAUCGGAUAUAUGGACGGGGCAGUUCAGAGCGGCUGGAGGGCGGCUCAUGAGGUGGUUUCAAAAAUAAAGUUCAUUGAAGUUAGGCGAAUACUUAUAGUAUUAGUUCAACGGAAAGUUUCAGUUGGUUACUUCAAAAUUUCGAUCUAUAAAUUUAUUGGAAGAAAUUUAGAUCAAAUUCAAAACCACGGAACUUUCAAAAACCUUUCUUGGUUACUUUAUGAUAACAUAGUUGCUCUGAAGUUCUCGUGAACGGACUGAAGGAAAAAAACGCUCAUAAGGUAGUUUUUCGAGAAAAAAACAUAUUUUUUUAAAGGGGUUUUUCAGUGAAAAAAAUAACAAAAAAAUAAACCCAACUCUGAGCAAAGAGAGGACCUCAGAGGACCAUUUAUAGGAACGAAAAAGCUUACAAAAAAAUUGACUCCCUCAAAAAUUUUUGUGAAUUUUUCGACUGCAGAAAUAUUUUUUUUGUCUGUGUAAAUUCUUCAGUUCCAGAAAUAUAAAGCUAGAGUUUUUCCUAUUUUUCAAUUUUUUUGACUCCUUUAAUAGGGUUUUUUACCAAGCAAUGGUAGAAUUGUGGAGUGGGAAAGACUUCUUAGGACGUUGGUUCAAAUCUCUUAGUGGUUUUUGCUAUUUUUUUCGACAUAUCGUAAAAGUAUGGAUUUUGGUUAGGAACUCAAUAUCGCGUUGCCAGUGAAACGAUUGCUUUUCUUCAUUUUUUCAAAGUUGACUCACAUUUUUUAGGUCUUGAAAUGCAUGGAAAAGGACCGACUGAUCUGCUACAAUUAUUUGGUACAGUUUAGUUUUAAUCAAAAAUUCAUUCAAUUUAGAAAGGAACCAUAUAUGAUAAUGAAUAUGAGAAACCAUCCCCGCCGUCGAAUCACUACGACGAAACUCGAUCCCCGUGGUUUGUACUGUUUAUUUUAUGGAAUAAUGGCGAAAAAAUAUACUUUUAUAUUGCAAGUUUAUCAUUUUCUUCUUGGAAGGCCACAGAAAUUAAUAAUCGAUGAGAUUAUCCAUGGAGCGCAGAAAAACUUACAUUAUGUACUCCAAAGGGAUUCCUUUAGGGGCCAUUGGAGCGUCCCCUCUAGGGACCACUUCACCAACCUCUAUAGGGACUACUAAAGCUUGCAAAGUUGGUCCCUAUAGGGGAUGUGCUAGUCGAUUACCGUUAUGACUUCUGAGCAUAGAAGCAGUUCCAUGAGAAAAACUAAACAAAUAAGCGUUUUUGAAUAAAAUUGAGAGACCCCGAUAGGGACCAUUUGAGCUUUAGGGGCUAAGGGGUCAGACCCUAAAGGAACCACCUCAAUUUUACCCCUAUAGGGAUCACUUUUUCGGUCAUUAUAGGGCCUGUUUGUUACUCGAACCCCUAUAGGGAUCACUCUGGAAUUCCUAAGUAAGAUGAAAUUGUUUAUUAAUUUUUGUCCAUUAAUUAUCAAAAAAUACACUCUAAGCUUAAAAUAACUUUUUUUUUUUAGUAAUAAACUUCUAGCUCGCAGAAAGAACACAGAAAAUCAAAUAACAGUAAACUUUCAACGAAAAUUAGCGAUGGAGCGCACAAACCCCCUUUUUGAAGGUGGCGCCGAAUUUUCUUCACCUCGGCGUUGAUUUUCGGAAUCUACGCCUACAGUAAGAAAUAUCAAUUGUCGAUGGCCGCAAAAGCCGUGAAACCAGUGGAAAAUCGGCUCAUCAAAUGGUUUUUCGACAUCGAAUGGCCGGGGUCCGAGCUGUGA